CUCCCUUGUCUUACCUACUGUACUGUACAGUGGUCGCUAUCCGUCUCCCAUCGCGAAGACAACCACACACAGAGCUCACCGUCGAUAUUAAAUAUCACCCGUCUCAAACCGCACCGCAUCCCUUCCUACAGUUACCUCGCAUACUUUACUAGUACAAGUACUGAAGAGUGUACCGGUACCGGUACACUAUAAGCACUGCGCUGAUUCAGCAAUAACUACCUAACCUCCCCACCGCUCCAGUCGACUCAUACUCUCCGCAUCUUUCCCCUCGGUGAUCAUCCUCCAAUUACAGACCCGUGCCAGGCUGUAAGAAGUUUGUGCGCAAUCUUCAUACGUCAACGCAAAGCCAUUAGUGUUGUUCUGUCUUUGCUCCUUCUGCUGCUAACUGCAGCCGGUAACCCCCCUCCACCUCUCUCCACCCCCAAACAGAUCAACCACGUCCCUUGGUGACGAAUAGAAUCGAUCCCCCGCAUAUCCGCUCACGCAUCCAUUCUUCCACCUGCCUUCUGACACGGGGAGGCACAAAUAAGGAUAAUUAAUUAAUUAAUUUUUUAAACUGUCCUCUGGAAGGGGCAAAAUUGGAAGGCAAUAUUUAUCCCUCCCCUGGGGUUCCUCUUUAUUUAACCCUAUCAUGAGCCUCCCCAACUUCGAUUUCCAGCGAUUGUUCCAAAAAUUCCUCUGGGAUCCCGAGCCAAAGAAUACAGAUCCGAUGAACUCUAUAUGGUGUUUGGGCCAAGAAUACCCUAGUGCUGGGCUUCCCCAAUCGCCGCCUCCGCCCCCCCCUUCCACCGAGAACAGUAUCAUUAGGGGUCAUGAUAACUAUAGGGAAGCCGAGGGGAGAAAUAGGGGUCAAGAGGAGGAGGGGGAUACAGGGUGGCCAAAAGCUUUCUUGGAAGAUUUCGAGUCGACUCUGUGGAUGACGUAUCGUAGCGAUUUUAAACCCAUCCCCCGUGUAGCGGAUUAUAAUGAUAAGCUCACUUUCCUGACGAGCAUACGGAGCCAUCUUGAUAAAGCGGAGGGCUUUACAAGUGAUUCUGGAUGGGGCUGUAUGAUACGGUCAGGGCAAGCGGUGAUUGCCAACGCCCUGGCUCAUUUACGGUUGGGCAGAGGGUGGCGAAGGGGGAUGAAACCCGAAGAGGAGAAACGGUUGUUGGCUUUGUUUGCUGAUGAUCCGAGAGCUCCAUUCUCGAUUCACAAAUUCGUUCGGCACGGAGAAGUCGAGUGCGGGAAGAAUCCAGGGGAGUGGUUUGGCCCUAGUGCUGCCGCAAUGUGCAUUCAAGCUCUCACUCAUGCUUACGAGCCGGCUGGUCUACGGGUUUACCAAACAAAUUCGAACGAUCUCUAUGAGGAAGACUUCCGGAAGGUUGCCGUUGUGAAUGGGGUGUUCAAGCCGACAUUGGUUCUUGCUGGGAUCCGGUUAGGAAUAGAAAGAAUCACGAAUAUCUAUUACGAACCCCUGGCAGCGUGCCUGCGGAUGCCGCAGACCGUCGGAAUCGCCGGUGGACGUCCUUCAUCAUCACACUACUUCAUUGCGGUUCAAGGGGAAAACUUUUUCUACUUAGACCCUCACACCUGCAGACCGAUCCUACCUUUUAAGGAAAACCCACAAGAUUAUACGGAGGAAGAGGUUGACACGUGCCAUACGAGGCGAAUUAGAAGACUGCAUAUCAGAGAAAUGGACCCGAGCAUGUUAAUAGCGUUCUUGAUCAGGGAUGAAGCGGACUGGGAAGAUUGGCAAAGGCGAAUCAGUGAACCAGAAAAGAAGGUCAUUCUUGUUAGCGAUAGCGAGCCAUCCGGAAGCUGGGUACCUAGAGAGGCAGCAAUCGAUGAGGUGGAGGCCUUCGAAGACGAUGAUUUUUAAGGCGCUUGUGUACCGAUUCAGGAAUGAAGGACUGAAUAAAUGACAUUCCCGAUAUUUCGAUACCCAUUUAAGUUGGCGAAAAAGAAGGGUUACGAGCGUAUGGAGGACUCCGCUUGAACGGGGCAUUGUGACUCUUUUUCAUUCGUGAUUUUCUCUUUCCUAUCAACUCCUUUACUCCCUUUAUUUGUUUAUUCUCCAUUUCCUUUUUUCCUUUUUUUUAUGCUCUCCACUUGUCUUGAUUGGUUUGGGGUACGAGUAGACUCUGUGUUUUCAUUUCCUUCUUUCCAUCCAUAUCACCGGUAUGUUUCGCUCUCUCCUUUCUCUCGUUCACUUGUUUCAUCUUUGGUUUAUAUGGGCGGGGUUAGCUUGAUUCGUUAGUGUCUUUAAACGGCUGCAGUACGGUACUGGUGUGGAUCCAAGUUUACGACAUUGUCCGGAUGGGUGAUGGAAUUCUGGUUCAAGAUAACAUACCAGUAUAUACUGGUAUUAGUAUAUAACUUACGACUGGGGAUACCAAGUGGAUUUUGAUAGAAAACUAAUACAUGUUUGCAAUAAA
This is a messenger RNA of Tuber melanosporum (Perigord truffle), 2417 nucleotides long. RefSeq lists its product as uncharacterized. The record is from RefSeq and is a predicted model, not a curated record. Gene Ontology annotation, molecular function: protein-phosphatidylethanolamide deconjugating activity. The coding region runs from base 632 to 1861 and encodes 409 amino acids. NCBI's taxonomy places the organism in Eukaryota, Fungi, Ascomycota, Pezizomycetes, Pezizales, Tuberaceae. The transcript is spliced from 5 exons.